AAAAAAAAGGACCACUCCCCAUGCAUUUUUCCAUAAUGAACAGAUAAAAACCUGCUUCUAAAUUUCAGAAGUGUCGUUUUCCUUCUGCUCUGUUCGGUGCUUUAUUUCUGAAAGAGAUAUUCAAUAAUCAGCAAGAAAGAACCAUAAAGCUAUAUUAUUAUGGAAAGAGCAUCACAUGCAGAACUAUUCAACUAUAAAGGAUAUAAUGUAUCAACAGAAUUCAUGAAACUUGACCUUCUUGAGUCAGUAGAAGAUUUUGAAGUCAGAGACAGUGAUAUAUUCAUAGCCACUUAUCCAAAAUCUGGAACUAUUUGGAUCCAGAAUAUUGUAUGCUUGAUUUUGUAUGAAGGCCAUCGGAAUGGAACAGAAAAUAUUUCCAUAGCACAACGGUGUGCAUCCAUAGAAUACAACAUAUACAAUGUGGAUAUGAGCCAGAUGCCAUCACCUCGUGUCAUCAUGUCACAUCUACCAUAUUACUUACUUCCCAAGAAACUGAGGGCCCAAAAGGGAAAAGUUAUUUACGUGUACCGAAAUCCAAAAGAUAUUUUAGUGUCCUAUUUUCAUUUUCGCAAAUCUUUCCAUGGAAUUGAAAAUUCAACUAAUUUGGAGAAAUACAUGCAAAAGUUUUUAUCUGGAGACGUUGCUGGCAGUUCGGUCUUCGAUCAUGUGAAAGGCUGGUAUACACAUCAAAAUGAGUUUAAUAUUCUCAUUCUGUGCUAUGAGGAAAUAAUGCAGGACCCUAGAGGUACCAUCCUUCAAAUAUGCAAAUUUAUUGGAAAAGAGCUGAGCAGCCAGGAAGUAGACAAAGUUGUGGAGAUGUCUACAUUAAAGAACAUGAAAGCUGAUCCUAGGGCAAAUUAUGUGAAAACACAUGAAGAAUGUUUUGGACUAACAAACGUGAAACAUAUACGCAAAGGAAUUGUUGGAGACUGGAAGAAUAUUAUGACAGUAUCACAAAAUGAAUGGUUUGACAAAAUUCUUCAGGCACAAAUGAAGGAUAUACCGCUCAAAUUCAUCUGGGAUCUAAAGGAAAUACAAUCUACUCAGAAUGGGAAGCUGCAGGAACCUCUCCAGGAGGAAGCAGAGCAGAAAUGUUCAACACAGCCAUAAUACGUAUAUGUAGUUUAAGCUGUUACAGUACACCUAUGCAUUUUCUGUAUGUACUGUAUAUGCUUAUGUGUAUUGUGUCCAUACUGCUUUCUGCUCAGUGUUGUUCCCUGCUUAAUGGAGCAACCUUAAAAAGCAUGGCUUUUGGUCAUGCCAUCUUUUUCAAAAUGUUGAAAACAUCCUAUAAUUUAUCACCACAAAUGGGUCAAGGUAUACCAGAAUGAUUUCAUAAAUGUUUUCCAACAAAAAUGAUCAGGUCCAACAAUGUGUCCUGCCAUUCUGUUGGAGGGGUAGGGAAGUCGGCAUUUUGGGGAUGCUUUCGCUUUUGCUGCAUGCUUGGGAAAUAGAGAGGCGGAGACGCGGCACACUCCCUCCCAGCUGGUUCCCGGCAGGUCCAAAGGCCGUCAUGCCCUGAGAGUGGUCUGUUAUUUGCCUUGCACCUCAGUGUUAUCAAACCUUUUCCUUGGUUGCCAGUGGACUGGUCAGGGUGGCUGGGAUUGGGGAAAAUUAAAGAAUUGCUUUGUGUGGGACUUUCAGAGUCUGUGUGAUUCUACUACAACCACUUUCUGUCAAUAAAAGUUCUUUUGAUUCAA
This is a messenger RNA of Crotalus tigris (Tiger rattlesnake), 1700 nucleotides long. Its product is annotated as amine sulfotransferase-like. The record is from RefSeq and is a predicted model, not a curated record. The transcript has 7 exons. Lineage: Eukaryota; Metazoa; Chordata; Lepidosauria; Squamata; Viperidae. The coding region runs from base 160 to 1110 and encodes 316 amino acids. Gene Ontology annotation, cellular component: cytoplasm. Gene Ontology annotation, biological process: sulfation. Gene Ontology annotation, molecular function: sulfotransferase activity.